AUGGUUAGGACUUGCUCACACCCCGUAAAAAGCAAGUUGAAGUCCCACCACAGGAAUCUAUUAACUGUGGGAGCACGCAACUUUCUCACGAGAAAACACUUUUUCGCUUGUCGACGUGGUUUCAAGACAUUGGGUGGAUACCGACAGCAUCGCAAUGCUAUUCACAUUGAACCUCCACGUCCCACCCGCCCUCGUCAGCAUCCGUUCAUCAAUGACGAGAUUGCGCCAGAAGAGAUGCCUCAGGGCACCUAUUUUACUUACCAUCCAGUGUUAGAUGGCACGCUGUGUGAUGCUGAGGGUUUUGAUUUACCUCCAGACAAGCCUCCAGACCAGCCUCCAGACCAGCCUCCCAACCACCCAUCUCACCCAGAACAUGAUACCUGGCAUCCUUUUCCUUCCCACAGCCAUUUUGAGCUAGCCGACUUCAUCUUCCGCCGCAAUCAAAUGCCUGCAAAACAAAUAGACGACUUGAUGCAGGUCCUCGCACAUUUUGACGAGACUCACAGCCAUCCACCUUUCAAUAGCGACACCCAUCUUUACGACUCCAUCGACUCCAUCUCUUCACACGAUGUUCAGUGGCAGUCAUUGUCUCUCCAACACCCUGACUUCGAGAUACUCCAGAAUGAUCCUGACGCUGCUCCAUGGAAACGUGUUGAGUAUGAUGUUUGGUAUCACGACCCACGUGAGCUGCUGCGGAACCAGCUUUCAAACCCUGAGUUUGCUGGAGGCAUUGACUAUGCACCACAACAAGUCUUUGGUGAGCAAGGUCAGUGGGUCUGGACAGAUCUGAUGACUGGAAAUUUGGCAUGGGGCCAAUGUAAUACCCUUGCAGAUGAUCCAGACUGCCAUGGCGCUAUGUUCGUGCUGGUUAUUCUCGGCAGUGACAAGACCACAGUUUCAGUAGCGACCGGUCAAAACGAUUACUAUCCAUUAUAUAUAUCUGCUGGCAACCUCCACAACAACAUUCGAUGUGCGCAUCGAGAGUCUGUAAGUCUCGUCGGGUUUCUAUCAAUUCCCAAGACCGAACGAGGUCACAAUGGAAGCAAAGAGUUUCGAAACUUCCGCUGUCACUUAUUUCAUGCAUCGUUAAGGGCAAUUCUCGAGUCUUUUCAUAACAAUGUUAAGUGCGCGGACAGCCACUACCAACGUGCAGUCUAUGGUCUUGGACCCUAUAUCGCAGAUUAUCCUGAACAGCUGUUGUUAUCGUGCAUUGUUCAAAAUUGGUGUCCAUGUGGGACUGCCGAUCCCAAAAACUUGGAUGGGACACAAUGUGGCCGAAGAUCACACCUUCAUACGAGAACUCUCAAGCAGGGUUUUUCGGCAUUAGACAUGUGGUUCGGGUGGGGUAUCAUUGAUGAUAUUUUGUCUUUCACAGCAUAUUUUCCGCGUGCUGAUAUCCAUGAACUUCUUGCCCCCGAUAUUCUUCAUCAGAUUAUCAAGGGCACCUUCAAAGACCAUCUUGUCAAGUGGGUUGACGAGUACCUUGUCAUAACAUAUGGCGAAGCACAAGCUCAGUUGAUAUGGGCUGAUAUUGAUCAUCACAUUGCUGUGGUCCCAUCAUUUCCAGGUGAUGAUUCUAAGGCACUAAUGAAGGUCUUUCUACCAGCCAUUGCUGGCCAUGUCCCAGAUAAAAUGGUUCAAGCAAUUAGCGCCUUUUUGGACUUCUGCUAUAUAGUCCGUCGUUCGAGCCUAGAUGAAGGUGUUCGACCUAAUGGGAUCUCCUUGCCUCGUCAACAUUCACUUUGCCAUUAUCGUCAUCUCAUCCAACAAUUUGGUGCACCAAAUGGUUUAUGUUCCUCCCUUACUGAGUCAAAGCAUUGCAAAGCUGUUAAGGAGCCUUGGCGAAGAUCUAGUGGCUAUCUUGCACUAGGUCAAAUGCUUGUGACUAAUCAAUGUCUCGAUAAACUUGCUCAAUUCUGGGCUGAGAAGUUUGCUGCAGGCCUUCUUAGCCAGCCUUUACUGCCAACUAAUAUCAUUGCUGUCGACUCUGACUCUAUUAGUGAUCUGGAUGAUGAAAAUUGUCGAGAUGAUGGAGAUUUGGCAGAUGCAUUUGUAGAUGAGGAAGAUAAACCUGAAGUAAUUGUUCAGCUGGCCAAAACACCAGUGCUUCAUCAUCCAACUCAGUUACAGGCUAUUGGCCAACUCAUUGGUGUUCUCAACUUCCAUGAUCUUAUGGAUGUGUCCCUUUGUCCAGACUUCAAUGGCAGGGUGCAUGUUUUUAGUUCUGCAGUUGCAUCAUUUUAUGCUCCUAGUGAUAUUUGUGGAGUCAAUGGUAUGCUGCGUCAUAUCAUCCGCUCAACACCAACUUGGUGUAAUGGACCUGCUCGUCAUGAUUGUGUUUUUGUUGAACAUGAUCCUACAUUACAAGGAUUCAAGAGUCUGUAUGUUGCUCAAGUCAUUCUCUUUUUCUCUUUUUACUUUUGGGGAGUUGAUUAUCCUUGUGCACUUGUCCGUUGGUUUGAAACUAUUGGUGAUCAGCCACAUCCUAACACUGAGUUUGAUGCCAAUGGUCAGCGUCUUAUUUCAGUAAUUCACUUGGACACAAUUUUGCGUCCAGCACACUUGAUUCCUGUCUAUGGUAAUGAUUACAUUGAUCAUGAUAUGCAACAUUCUGAUUCUUUACUUGCUUUUGUGGCCUUUUAUGUUAAUAAGUUUUCAGAUUAUCAUGCCUUUGAAAUUGCCUUUUGA
Suillus fuscotomentosus is the source of this 2688-nucleotide messenger RNA. RefSeq lists its product as uncharacterized. The transcript is spliced from 14 exons. The record is from RefSeq and is a predicted model, not a curated record. NCBI's taxonomy places the organism in Eukaryota, Fungi, Basidiomycota, Agaricomycetes, Boletales, Suillaceae. The coding region runs from base 1 to 2688 and encodes 895 amino acids.